GACCUGCGGUAAGCAAAACACUUCACCGCGCUGGCCUUCGACCUGCCAUGGCGUUGGUAGAGAUGCUACUGCUUUAACAGACAUGUUUUUGAUGCCGAAAGACGGAAUUUCCGCCUCACAAACACAACAAACUGCAGGUUAUUCGGAUGGUCUCUGUGAGAUGAAGAGGUCUCAGGGCACAGUGUCUGUCCGAAUCUGUGCAGAAGAGUGUACAUCUUUAUGAAGAGUAGAAGCUUCAUGGUGCUCACACUGCACACUAAGCUAACUAGCUAAUGCACUAUAGAUAGCAAGCUACUGUUAGCUGCUCCACAUCCUUUAGCAGUAAUCUGUGUUGUCUGAGGAUUACACACACACACACACACACACACACAGCCAGUUUGUAGCUUCUGAAGCUGGGACUAACUCGGGCAACAUCUUUGAAGCUAAGGAACCAUGACGACGGCUCGCUAUAGGCCCACCUGGGACCUGGCUCUGGACCCACUGGUGUCCUGUAAGCUGUGUCUGGGAGAGUUCCCCUUGGAGCAGAUGACCACCAUCACGCAGUGUCAGUGUGUAUUCUGCACGCUGUGCCUGAAGCAAUAUGUGGAGCUUCUCAUUAAAGAAGGCCUUGAAACUGCUAUUAGCUGUCCAGAUUCUGCCUGUCCAAAACGAGGACAUUUACAAGAAAAUGAGAUUGAGUGCAUGGUGGCGUCAGAGAUAAUGCAGAGAUACAGGAAGCUGCAGUUUGAAAAAGAGGUGCUGUUGGACCCGUGCCGGACGUGGUGCCCGUCAUCAUCGUGCCAGGCUGUGUGCCAGCUGAAGGAGGCGGACUCUGCCCGGCCGCAGCUGGUACGCUGUGGUAACUGCACGCUGGAAUUCUGCUCUGCCUGCAAAGCCAGCUGGCACCCAGGCCAGGAGUGCCAGGAAAACCCGCCCAUCACUGCCUUUCUGCCUGGCGAGAGCAGUUCUUUCUUUAAGAGUGAUGAUGAUGAUGCUCCUAUCAAGCGCUGUCCCAAAUGUAAGGUUUACAUUGAGCGAGACGAAGGUUGCGCCCAGAUGAUGUGCAAGAACUGCAAGCAUGCUUUCUGCUGGUACUGCCUGGAGUCUCUGGACGACGACUUCCUCCUGAUCCAUUACGAUAAAGGUCCCUGCCGCAACAAGCUGGGCCACUCCAGAGCCUCCGUGAUUUGGCACAGAACACAGGUCAUUGGUAUCUUUGCUGGUUUCGGCCUGCUCUUGCUGGUAGCCUCUCCGUUCCUGUUGCUGGCUACACCAUUCGUGCUGUGCUGCAAAUGUAAGUGCAGCAAAGGGGACGACGACCCCUUACCAACCUAACGGACACCACGACUGCCAUCUCCUUUUGUUUUCUUUUUUCCUCUCCCCCACACACUCCGGCUUGGAGCUCUUGGAGCGCAUUUGAAGCCGCACUGCGACCCAUCUCAUGCCACAACUUGGCUCGGUUCUAGGAGACAGGUAGCAGAUAGCGGGCACCCUGGCAUGAUGACAUCAGGCAAGACCUUACACAUGUGCUGGAUGUAACGCAGUACAUGGGAGUGGUGGGGUCGCCAGUCGUGCACUCUUGAGGUGUUCUGAUUCUUAGGGGACGUGACUUGUUUAGCUUUAUGCCUGUUGUUCUAGCUGGGGGUUUUGGGAUAUAGUGGAUCUUCUUUUGGAGGGCUCAUUAAUGAAAUACAUACUCACACUGCACUACAUGUAGCUCUGUGUGUAUAGUAGCACUUGGGUCACGCAACACUUUACUGGUUUCUCACGCUAACUUGGACACACAGGGGGCUCUUUGGUCACUUUACAGCCUGCUGUGUGAGUAGGGUCUUUAAACAAAUGUACAGCAUGGUGUUUACUUUUAACCUUUUUUUUAUCACACUGUCAUUUUUUUUCUUGUUCUUAGUAAUGCAAGGGUUAGCUUACCAAACUCUCACAUCAGCAUUGCUGCUAUUAGCAUGAAGUUCUCUGUUGAGAUUAUAUGUUACAUACCAUUACUAAACUUAUUGCUAGAGAGUUUUUAUUUUUUUCUUCUGUCUCAUUGGAUCAAGUUAGGUUUUCUUACAGCAUGUGAAAUUCUUCACAAAGCACUUUACCAAAUUGACUGAAGCAUGUUAGUAAAACGGCCCAAAUUAUGAGCACCAGAAAUAUUUUUAAAUCAACACUGUUCAAACUUUCUGGCCCGCUUUUAAUCAGAUCCCCGUAAAAGAGCAGCACAACCAGUGCCACAAUUAUUUUUACAGUCCUCUAUGUGUGUAUUAAACAGUGCUUAUGUAACAACAACGUACUGUACAGCCCAGUAUAUCUCGGGUCAGAUAGUUGGAAACUUGCAUGUGCAUUUCGUUCGUGUGACUUGAACCAGGAAAUUUCCAUCAGAAAUAAUGCAGUCACUGUAAUUUUAGCAGGGAUUAUAAACUCUGGCUGAUUUCAAGACUGUCCUAAUUUAAGUCUAGCACUCUAUCUAUGCAAGUUUGGACAACUUGGAGAUGUGGUUUGUGCGGUCCGUUUGUUCUGCCGGCAAAACAGCACCUCCUGCGAGGCACGAAGAUGUAUUGCAGACAAACAUUACAGACGAGUGUCCUGUUCACCCUCCUAUUAAAUGCUUUAGAAGCCUGUACCUAUUAGAAGCUUAUUAUAAUCAUUUUUUCAUGAUAUGCACUUAAAUGGGACCAUAUGUAGUCAAGCUCUUAUGCCGUAUCAUUUAUUUUUUUAAAAAUCUGAAUUUCUCAUGUCAAGGAUAAGAGAAUGUGUUGAUGUAGCUGGACAGUAUGUAGCUCGCUAGAGCCAUGUAGAUAUUUUCCUGUGUUCACCCAGUAAAGGUGCCAUAUUAGGGGAAUAAUAUAACUAAGCAUCUGUCUUUUUGUUUUUUUAAUUGCAUGUUCAUUCAGUAGUUUAUUAUGUUAGAACCUUUUCCACAUUGUUCUUCAGUAGCUAUCAGCAUUAAGACAGUUUUAGCCUUAAGUUCUGAGUACCUCACUUACUCCCUCACUCUUGUAGCUUUGUUUUGUAUCAUUUAUUCUCAGGUCUACCUGAAAGAAGCAGUUUGUCACUGAUGUUUUUAUUUUAUAUUUAGAUGCAUUUUCAGGGUCAUCCAUGGAUGACAUUUGUGCCAAGCAACUUUGUAAAAUGCUAAGGGAAAAGAAUUUCUUGACAUACAAAUAUUUUGCUUGUAUAUUUUGGCCCCAUUGAUGUUCUGUGAUUCAAAUUUUUCAUGUGGCUAACUCAUGUAAAUGCGUUUUUUGUUUUAUUAUGGAUUUGCACUUAACACGCACUGAAAAACUGACAAUCUUAGCAAGCGAAAAUUUCUUAAAUAUAGUCAAAUUAGUAUUUGACUAGUAUUUCCUAUUAUAAGAUUACAGUAAAACAAAUUAUAUGAUUAUUAAUUCUAUUUCUAGACAAUUUCAUUAAAUUCAUACUUGAAAUAGUCUUGUUCUACUGGCAGAUAAUUCUUCUAAUUUUAAGCAUUUAUUUCUAGAAAGAAGCCAUUACAAUAAGAACAUUAUCAUAGCAUCUAAAAACAGGCUGAACAAUAUUAUAAGAUUAUUAUAACUCAAAUAUAAUAGGAAAUGUUACUUAAAUUUGCCCAUAUUCAAGAUUUUUUCACUUGCUAAGAUGUCAUUUAUUUUGCAGUACAUUUUUUUUUUUAUCUUAUACACUUCAGGGAUUUUGAUUGAGCUCACUGACUACACUGAGGAACAUUAGCCUAAUGACCACAUUUAGGUGGUUAAAUGGUUAUCUUUUCUUCAUCAUCACUUUAGUAUCUUUAAAGAUUUCAGAAGUCAGUUUUCCCAUACAGGCAACAAUUAUGGCUCUUGCACAGAUAUAUAUAUAUAUACACACACACAUAAGAGAUUGAGAGAGAGAAAGAGAAAGAGAGAGGGGUAAAUCAUUUUUAUUUGUUCAGCAAUGUGAUGUCUCUCUGACAACUUGGAGAGAGUUUGUUUUGUACAGUUUUACAGUUAUGCUUAUCUUUUUACUGCAUGCCUAUAGCUCUUUUUGUAGCUACAGUUUGUUUGUGAGAUUUCUGUGUGUGUAACUCUCCAGCUUUGCCUAUUCCACACCUUUUUCACCUGUACACUUUAUAAGGAGAGAAUGUAUGACCAUUGUUAUGUAAUUUGGGGGUCUUUGGCAGUGUUGUAACCUUGCUCCAGAAACUGCUAUUAGAUGACCUUUAAUGUGUAAUUUUGUUUGUUUUUGAUACAUCAUAGAAAUAAAUAUUAAUUGUAUUUUCUGAAUAUCAGCCAAAAAAAAAAUGCACACCACCUUUCACAGGAUGGUAAAACUUGUACAUUUGCAUGUGUGUAAAGUUCUACAUAAAAAUGAAAUUAUAGUUUCUCCCAUAAAA
Pangasianodon hypophthalmus (striped catfish) is the source of this 4324-nucleotide messenger RNA. It is a transcript of the gene rnf144aa, whose product is annotated as ring finger protein 144aa. The record is from RefSeq and is a predicted model, not a curated record. The coding region runs from base 433 to 1314 and encodes 293 amino acids. The transcript has 9 exons. Gene Ontology annotation, biological process: protein polyubiquitination; positive regulation of proteasomal ubiquitin-dependent protein catabolic process; ubiquitin-dependent protein catabolic process. Gene Ontology annotation, cellular component: ubiquitin ligase complex; cytoplasm; Golgi apparatus. Lineage: Eukaryota; Metazoa; Chordata; Actinopteri; Siluriformes; Pangasiidae. Gene Ontology annotation, molecular function: ubiquitin conjugating enzyme binding; ubiquitin protein ligase activity; zinc ion binding.